AGAAGUUGUCUCCAGCACUGACGAAAAAGUCCAGAUUUGGAAUCUACGAAAAAGAAUGUUGUGACUUGUGUGCAGAGAGACUUGUGACCAACGUUAUUUUAUUUCUUCUGUCCAAUUAUGGCUCGUGCUAAAAGAAAACCAAAGAAGAAAACCAAGCUUGUCCAGAAGGAUGACAUUGAGGGCGAUAGUCCAGAUCCGGAGUCUGAAGAAUUCUUCAAUGAUGAUGUAGAUAAAUUUCACAGCAAUCGAGAAAAGGUAUUGUUAGAUAAAUCAUCUCAGUCAUCAGAUGAGGAAAUGGAAGGAUUUGAGCAACUAGAGGAAGUUCUUGGAUUAGAUCUUGAGUCUGACAAUGAAGAUGAAGAUGACAUAGAAAACCUUGAGGGUGGUUCCAGUAGUGAUGAAGACAUUGAAAAAGGUAUUCCCAGUGAGAAAGCUUGGGGUAAAAAGAAAAAGGUUUAUUAUGAUGCUGAUCAAUCCAGGGAAAAAGAUCUUGAUUCUGAAGAAGAGGAAGCUUUGGAUAAAGAGGAGGAAGAAGAAGCGCUGAUGUUGCAACAAAAUAUGGCAGCACGUUUGGAUGAAAAUGACUUUGAUAUUGAUUCAUUUGAGUUACUAACUGGUGACGUGGGAGAAACAGCAAAAUCUAAAGAAGUUGAAAAGGCAAAACAAGAGAAAAUAAUCAUGGACCUAUCGAAAUUAUCCAAAGAAGAAAAAAUAAAGCUGUUAGCUAAAGACUCUCCUGAACUUUUUGAGCUUCUGGAAGAUCUAAAAGAAAAGCUUGCUGAUGUAACCGGUUGUUUGUUUCCACUUGUUCAAAUGGCAAGGUCUGGAAAAAUCACAAACCCACAGGGAGUGGAAUAUCUGGAGAUGAAGCACCAGUUAAUCAUGAAUUAUCUAGUCAAUGUUUCCUUCUAUCUGCUCUUAAGAGCACAUCAAACUCCAGUGAAGAACCAUCCAGUUAUAGAACGACUUGUACAGUACAGAGAGCUUAUAAAACAGCUAGAACCACUUGAUGAUAAGCUUCGCAGUGAUAUGGAAUAUUUUCUUUCCAGAUAUAAGAAUAGCCUUCAAGAAGAGCGCCAAAACGAUAGCUCAGAACCAAAGGAAAACGAAAGUAAUAACGUGGAUAAGAAGAAGAUUUCCAAAAAGAGAGUGAAGUUUGAGAAAGCUGAGACUGCAUCCGAAGUACUGAACGAUGCUGUUGUCUUGAACGGUUUGGUCAGCAAGAAACGAAAGAAACUUGAGGAUCUUGAUCCACUGAGUUAUUACGAGGCCAUUCGUGAUAUGAAAAGGAAAAGAAAGGAGGAACGUCGUAAAGCGCACGAAAUGUCAAUGAGAGAAGACGUGGACAAUAUUGAUAUCGAGGACGAAGGGGAUGCUGAGGGAAAGCGGGGUAUAACAUACCAGAUCUCAAAGAAUAAGGGCCUCACUCCCAAACGCAAGAAAGAAGUCCGCAAUCCUCGACUUAAACACAGAAAGAAAUUUGUCAAGGCUAAAAUCAAACGAAAGAGCAAGGUCAAUCCUGUGGUUAAAGAGAUCACUCGGUAUGGAGGAGAGAGCACUGGAAUCAAGACUCAUCUCACACGCGGCAUUAAGAUUAAAUAAGGUGUUCCAGGUACCCGUGAAUAGCCUGCGCACAGGCGAGCUAGCAGGAAGAUUAGAGAUAUGGAUCAAGGCCACUGAUAGUGAUCAAGGCUAUAUAGAUAACCCACAUUAUUUAUAUAGAAACUCUUUGGGCAAAGCUUAGCUAAUUUCUUAGGAAAAGUUUGCGGCCUUUCGUUGGCUGAAACCUGGGCUUAAUAUAGCUACCCUUUACUUUAUUAAUUAUGCCAAAAAUAGUGCUAUUAGUGGAAAGAAUUUCACCAUGGAAACGGUAAAUGUGGAUAAAAUAUUUCAGGAAUUAAACAUUUUAAGUAUCAUGCAUCCUGUUGAGUGGUUUUGCAUGAUUAUGUUGACCCGUUAUAGCCCAGUAAACUGACACGGGCGCGUUCAAAUUAGACUAGACAUUCAGUAAUUUAACGAUAUUUACUAGAAUUGGGGAAAUGUUUAAAAAGCCUAAUAUAUUUGCUAUUUUAUAUACUCGAAGU
Molecule: messenger RNA, 2084 nt
Organism: Dendronephthya gigantea
Lineage: Eukaryota; Metazoa; Cnidaria; Anthozoa; Malacalcyonacea; Nephtheidae
Product: something about silencing protein 10-like
Exons: 21
Coding region: 118-1602 (494 amino acids)
Biological process (GO): maturation of SSU-rRNA from tricistronic rRNA transcript (SSU-rRNA, 5.8S rRNA, LSU-rRNA)
Cellular component (GO): small-subunit processome; nucleolus
Source: RefSeq, a predicted model, not a curated record